AUGUUCCACAUUGUCAGUCAGUUUUAUGGCCCGAUACCUGCGGCAAUUUUGAUUGAGCGAUCCUUGAACUACGGAGAAACGUACGAAGCUUGGCAGUAUUAUGCCGUGGAUUGUCCGAAGUCGUUUGGCAUGGCAAACAACGGUCCUUUAAGUCAACCUGACUCAGUCAACUGUCAACAACAGGACAGGUAAAGGGGGGAAACAUGAAACAAUAUAUUCCUGAGAAAAAUUCAACACUGCAUUAGUAACAUAAAAUUGACUUAAGCGAGGUUUGAGUUCAUUUCCCAAUAGUAUUGCCCACUACGAUUUAACGUCCUUAUCCGAGAAGACGCGAAAGUCUAACCAUUUACUGAUGUCAAUGUAAAGGUAGCUCUUCUCAAUUAUUUUAAGUGCUUGAGUAGAGGUCCGAGCAAGGAUUGAACCCGAGUCUCCGAGCUUGAAAGGCAAGCGUGCUGACCAAGACACAACACUAUUAUUGACUCUCUGGCUUUGAAUUGACUUAUUUUUUUCUGCCAUGUUCGCUGAAUACAUGCGCGAGUUCAAUUCCCGUUAGAGUCAACUUUACGUCGAUAAAGCAGUGUUGGAUUUCUCUCAUAAAUAAUUGUAUCACUUUAGCAAAAAGACUCUUGACUUUCAGUACUCAUACGCGAGUAAUAUUUUUCUUACUUUUCUAGCACAAGAUAUAACGAAGGUGGAAUAUCAUUCACUCCAGAUAGACAAAUUCGAUCUCGACCUUAUGGCGGAAGCUGCACUAGCCUUUAUUGCUCGCAGAAGUUGUUAGAUUUCAUCCGAGCUACGAAUGUUCGCGUUCAUCUUUAUAACCACACGCUGUUUCCAACUUCAGUCAGCAAAUAUUUUGGUCUGUCGAAGCUUGUCGUUGCUGGAAGGUGGGUAGCCGCGCCUGGGUUUCACUAUCCAAGUUCCUGUGAUCAGCGGAUCGGUUUAGUGGAAGGCUGAACAAGUCUCUAUUCUAUUAUGAACUCCUGACUAUUGAGUUUUAAUAUAAUUUCAGUAUUGAAAAAUGGCCUUUGCGCAUUCUGAUUGGCUCCUUCAGCAGUAACUCUGAGGCAAUAGUUACAGUUCAGACUGCUCUGAGAAGUAACUGUUGCUUUUCCCCCCAAAAAAAAUGGAAAAAAUCGGAAGUAAAUUAUUUAUACAAAUUAUUUUCUUAAAAUAAACACGUGUAUUUGUAGUUAACAAAACAUUUUCAAUACUGAAAUUAUACUUGCUAAUUGGUGAUUACAGGCCUAUAAUAUAGACUUGUAAUCACCUCGCCUUCGGCAAGUAAUUGUUAUGUACUAGAUAAGACAUGAGCAGCCGAUCUGUAUAAUUAUGAUAUACACGCUCGAGCCGAAGGCGAGAGUUUGUAUAUCAGAUACAGAUCGGAUUUGAAUGUUUUAUCGUACUUAAAAAACGACCCAUCUUAUGAGUUCAUUGGCAAAGUAAUUUUAAAAUCAAAGCUGAAGUUUAUGUAUAUCAGGACAAAUCUUUAUCCAAUUUACAAACAUUGAUUAAACAUUCAUUUCUUUUGUAUUUUCUUCGUGAAUUAUUAAUGAACUUUUUAAAUAAAAAUACGAACAGGCGUACAUGUGAAAAAGUGGGCACUAUACGCGUGCAUGCAUGUAACUUGAGUAAUAAAUAUCUGAUAUGGGAUAAUGAGAUGAACACAUUUGCUUUAGGUGUGAGUGCUAUGGUAAUGCACAGCUUGCAAGAUAUAUUCCCAGAAAUGAGACGAGCAAUGGAACCUGUAUCUGUGAAUGUGAACCAACUACUUUUACUGAAGGAGAAAAGGUGUGUGUGCCCUGUUGUGUCCAUAUAGGAGUAGAUAGAAUAAGCUGCUUCUUGCCGUUGUUUGUGUUUAAACUCCUGGGAAAGAUUCAAAGUGAAGACUGUUGUUAAUUAAUAGUAGUCUUGGAGAUCUUUUUCAGGUAGUUCACACAUUAACCACGGAUCUUAUUUUGAAACACGAUCUACAUUAGACCACCAUGUUUGAGAAUCUUUUUCAGGCGGUUCAGACACAAACCACGACAAGACCACAAUGUUUGCGAUAUCACUCAAUGAAUUCAUUUCUUCAUUUAGUGUGACCGAUGCCAGCCCAUGUACAACAACAAGCCAUUCUUACGAGGCAGCACUCUUGUUUCCUAUCCUUGUAUCAAAUGUGAAUGUCAUAACCACGCUACUAGCUGUUACUACAACCAAACCUUUGACCCAUUCCCCCGUGAUCGCGCCAGAGGUGGUGGUGGCGUGUGCAUCAACUGUCAACACCAUACCGCUGGUCAAUAUUGUGAUUCGUGUGAGGAUGGGUACUACAGAGAGACUGGGAAGAAUUUUACCGAUGCUGACGUGUGCACGCCGUGUAGAUGCUCAGGGCCUGGGGUGAAGCUUGGGAAACUCGAUUGUGUCAAGGUAUGGUGUCUUGUAACGUUUUGUCACACUCAAUAGAAUAAGAAGGUUAGGGAACUCGAUGCAGACAUAAUUUUCUCUUGGUUUAUGCAAUAAAUGGUUGGUUCAUCGUCACGUGUGUAUUAUAUUUUCGCCAGAGCAACCAAUAGCUAUGUCUUCAUUUAACCAUUGUGUAAUAAUCAAGACCUGUAAUUAAAUCAACACACUGAUAUUGGUUGGUUGGACGAAAAAACAAUACACACGUGACGAUGAAUCGACCAUUUCACGUAUAAACCAAGCAGGGGCGAAACUUGAGGGGAGAUGGGGGUGUGGGGUGUGACCCCCAAAUAUGAAUCACCCCGAUUGGCAGGGCAAUCAAAGAUUUUAAAUGAUAGAAUGUAGAGUUAUUAAGUAACUUAUUACAGCUAGCAAACAAUAAGCAGUUCGUAUGUAUGUACAUUGACAGUUCAAUUAUACCCGUAGCUUGGUGAUGUAUUGUAUUAGCGCUGGCGCUGCAGGCUGCAGGGUAUCAUUGCUUUUGGCAGGGCAAUUCUGCUAGACACCCCCCUAAGUAAAAGGGGCUAGUUGCGCCCCUGAAACCAAGAAAAAACAUAGAUAAUGAGGUGUGUCAUGUCUGCAUCGAGUUCCCUGACCUUAUUCUAUUGGGCGUAGUUUAGUGGAACCUGCCUGUAUUUAAUACUUGGACAAUUUAGACAUGCAAAGGAUUGUUCAUCAUCUGAAAAUGUUUAGCUCUUGCUUUUUUCUGUAUGUUCUUAACAAGACUAGCGUUACUGUUCUUUUCUGUUUCUUAAUAAAAUAACACUGUUUCGAUGUUUCGUCCUAAGGCCAAUACACAAUUCUAUUUUAAAAUCUAUUUCAGGACGAUUCUGAUGGUGCAAUCCUUGCUGGUCAGUGUGAAUGUAAAGAUAAUGUCACAGGUCGUGCGUGUACUCAAUGUAAGCCUGGUUAUUAUGAUCUCAAAUCAUCGCAUGCCACUGGAUGUAUUGCUUGUAAUUGUGAUGUCAGAGGAACUGUCAACGGUGACGUAACGUGUGACGUCACAAGUGGUCAAUGCAGAUGUAAAAGUAAUGUGAUGGGCACACGAUGUGAUCAAUGUAGAGCAAGAUUUUAUAAUUUAACUAGAAUUAAUUCGGAAGGUUGUCCGCCAUGUUUGUGUAAUAUGACCGGUUCGUCGAGCCAGGAGUGUGAUAAGACCAGCGGUCAAUGCCCUUGUAAGAAUACCGUCACUGGACGUCAAUGUGAACGAUGUAAUUUAGGCUUUCAUAGUUUAAAUACCUCGGGAUGCCAGCCUUGUCAGUGUUCGAUAAGCGGGACUCGUUUUGGUGCAUUUGACCGAUGCGAUGGAGUCAGUGGUCAAUGCCAAUGCAAGAACUACGUCAGCAGUUAUAGCUGCGAGCGAUGCAAGCUGGGAUACUAUAAUCUCCAACGAUUGAAUGAUAAUGGCUGUACUAGGUGUCAGUGUGACGCUAGGGGAACUUUCGGGGCAUGUAAUAAUGUUACGGGGACAUGUACGUGUAAGAGGAACGCCACGGGACAAUUUUGCGACCAGUGUCCUACAGGAUACUAUAACUUAACCUCCAGUAAUCCUAACGGAUGUGAACCAUGUCAAUGUUAUGCCAAGGGAACUCAAAAUGGAGAUCGUGGAAGGCCAGAGGAGCUUAGCUGUGGCAGCUCUAGUGGUCAGUGUUUAUGUCUGUCUAAUGUGCAAGGUCUGAAAUGUGAGCAGUGUGUUGUGGGAUAUGUCUGGAAUCAGGCUGGUCAGGGCUGUAUAUCUUGCAGGUAACGAUAACAUAUCAUAUUUAGAGAAAGUUAGUCGCUUUGAGUAAGUGCUACACACGUAAAAAUCUCACAACUUGUCAAGAUGUGUUCGCAACAGGCUUGUAGCAAGCUUGUCAACAAGUUGUAACAAUGCUAUUAUUUUAUCAAGUUGCUACAAGCUUGUCAUUCACAACUUGUUGACAAAUUGUUGAAUUGCAGGACGAUAACAAGUUGUUGGAACAACUUGCAACUAGUCUGUUGAGUUCAACAACCUUGUAGCAAAUUGUCAACAAGCUGGGAACAAGCAGUGCGAACACAUCCUGUUGAUAAGUUGUUGGAACAGCAUUGCUACAAGCGUUUUUACGUGUUUACAUCUCUCAGUUCCAUUUAUUUGCCAUCAAAGUAAAGACUGCCACAUCUAAUGAAAUGACAUUAUUUUCUGAGCUAAACAAUAUCGCAGAUUUUGCCAAUUCUGUUUGUUUAUUUGCAGUUGUGAUCUCGAUGGUUCUGCGUCGCGCACUUGUAACGAUACUGGGUUUUGUCAAUGUAAAACCGGCACAGGGGUUGGGGGACAAUUCUGUGAUCGAUGUAUGACAGGCUAUCACAGUUUUACUGCAGGACGAUGUACUUCAUGUAACUGUAACCACGCAGGAAUAACAAGAGAUGGCUGUGAUGCUAGAGGCUGUUUUCAUUGCAAACAGAAUGUGGAAGGGCCCCGCUGUGAUCAAUGUAAACCAGGAACCCGAAGUUUACAACAAGAAAAUCCGUUUGGUUGUAGCGGAGUGCCCUCUCAACAAGGUCCCCCUAUUGUACGUACACUAUCCUCAACAACCCUCAGUGUCCUGUGGGAUCCUCCAGAUCAGCCGAAUGGUUUAAUCACAAGUUACGAACUCUACCGAAAUGGGACCCGAGUGUAUACGGACCGAAAUGACAGACGAGAGUUUAACGACACGGGUCUGAAACCCUACACAUGGUAUGGGUAUUAUAUUAUAACCAACACUGACGGCGGCACUAUACGAAGUUUUGAUGAUGGGAAACUUUACCGUACGGAAGAAGAUGCCCCCGAUGGGGUAUCCAGACCCAAUAUCUCAGAUAUCCGACCAAGAAGCGGCAAAGCAGUGUGGUCGUAUCCCAGUGCACGGAACGGAAAACUAACAUCAUUCUAUCUUGAAUCCACUAACCCCAGAGACGCGAACAUUAUUGUACACUGCCAGGGCCUGGUAUUGAGUUGUGACGUCAUCAACUUGAGACCAUAUACGGUAUAUAAUUUUACGAUACGUGUAUGUACCUCGGCUGGGUGUACAAAAAGUCCGGCUAAUAGUAUCCUAACCCGCCCUACAGCGCCCGAUAAUCAGCCUGCGCCUGACGUGGUACCUUUACCCGGUGGGAAGAGUUUCAUUGUCACAUGGGACAAGCCCGCGGAGCCUAAUGGGAUAAUCUUCCGAUAUGAGUUACACCAACGUUCGUUUCCCGCGCUUCCUGAUGACCGCGGGAAAUCAGUGUAUUCGUCAUCACCGUCGGCCAAUCCUGGGGCAGAUAACUUGCGGAAUACAACUAUCCUGGGAUUGGUUCCUUUCACGUGGUACGAGUUUCGUGUUGUGACGUAUACAGCUCAGGUCAGUGGGGACACCGCAAGUAACUGGACUAGACAACGCACAGCUGAAGCAGGUGAAGUAUUCAUACAUGCUCUAUGUUGUAAUGCAGUGCACGUGAUCUCAUUUCUUCUGUUUAUGAAGAACUCCCUUUAAAAAUGCCAAAACUCCCUUUUCAAAUGCAGAACUCCCUUUUCAAAUGCCAGAACUCCCUUUUCAAAUGCCAGAACUCCCUUUUCAAAUGCCAGAACCCCAUUUUCAAACGCCAGAAUUUCGUUUUCAAAAUGAAAAUCUCACAAACUUGUCAACAAGAAAAUCUCACAACUUGUCAACAAGAUGUGUUCACAACAGGCUUGUAGCGAGCUUGUCAACAAGUUGUAACAAUGCUAUUAUUUUAUCAAGUUGCUACAAGGUUGUCACUCACAACUUGUUGACAAAUUGUUGAAUUACAGGACGAUAACAAGUUGCUGAAACAACUUGUAACAAGUCUGUUGAGCUCAACAACCUUGUAGCAAGUUGUCAACAAGCUGGGAACAAGCAGUGCGAACACAUCCUGUUGACAAGUUGUUGGAACAACAUUGCUACAAGUCUGCUGCAGGUUUGUUACAACUUGUGCGUUUUUACGUGUGUAAUGAGCAACGUUUGUUUCAAAUAUUUUAGUUCCGGAAGGAGAGAGUAGAAUUCGUCCCCAGUCUUCUGCAGUAUCCAGCUCCGAAGUGAACAUCACGUGGUACCUUCCAGCUUCCCCACAUGGCAUUAUCACCAAGUCACGUGUCUAUAUCUAUACGAACGAAACGUCUUACACGAUACCAGUCCUCGCGCGGACCGUGAAUAGGACAUCAAGUGCUGUGGUCAGCGGACUUCAACCUUACACUAUGUACAGGUUUACAGUGACGUCAUGCAAUAGUGUUGGUUGUACUACACAUAGCGGCGAGACUGAGACCAAGACUUUGCCUGGAGGUAUGUUGCAAUGAAGAGAGUGCUCGUUUUCAACUUUAUUCUGGCUGGAGACUUCCCAAUUAAUAAGCAGUCUUCAUUUUAGCAUUUAAAUUAUAUAUGUGAGUGAAUUGAUAACUCACAUGCCUAUUUACCACUGUUCUGCUAAUGUAAGCAUAGAAUGGAACAAAGGUAACCAAGCAUUUAAAUUAUAUAUGUGAGUGAAUUGAUAACUCACAUGCCUAGUUACCACUGUUCUGAUAAUGUAAGCAUAGAAUGGAACAAAGGUAACCAAGCAUUUAGAUUAUAUAUGUGAGUGAAUUGAUAACUCACAUGCCUAGUUACCACUGUUCUGAUAAUGUAAGCAUAGAAUGGAACAAAGGUAACCAAGCAUUUAAAUUAUAUAUGUGAGUGAAUUGAUAACUCACAUGCCUAGUUACCACUGUUCUGAUAAUGUAAGCAUAGAAUGGAACAAAGGUAACCAAGCAUUUAAAUUAUAUAUGUGAGUGAAUUGAUAACUCACAUGCCUAGUUACCACUGUUCUGAUAAUGUAAGCAUAGAAUGGAACAAAGGUAACCAAGCAUUUAAAUUAUAUAUGUGAGUGAAUUGAUAACUCACAUGCCUAGUUACCACUGUUCUGAUAAUGUAAGCAUAGAAUGGAACAAAGGUAACCAAGCAUUUAAAUUAUAUAUGUGAGUGAAUUGAUAACUCACAUGCCUAGUUACCACUGUUCUGAUAAUGUAAGCAUAGAAUGGAACAAAGGUAACCAAGCAUUUAAAUUAUAUAUGUGAGUGAAUUGAUAACUCACAUGCCUAGUUACCACUGUUCUGAUAAUGUAAGCAUAGAAUGGAACAAAGGUAACCAAGCAUUUAAAUUAUAUAUGUGAGUGAAUUGAUAACUCACAUGCCUAGUUACCACUGUUCUGAUAAUGUAAGCAUAGAAUGGAACAAAGGUAACCAAGCAUUUAAAUUAUAUAUGUGAGUGAAUUGAUAACUCACAUGCCUAGUUACCACUGUUCUGAUAAUGUAAGCAUAGAAUGGAACAAAGGUAACCAAGCAUUUAAAUUAUAUAUGUGAGUGAAUUGAUAACUCACAUGCCUAGUUACCACUGUUCUGAUAAUGUAAACAUAGAAUGGAACAAAGGUAACCAAGCAUUUAAAUUAUAUAUGUGAGUGAAUUGAUAACUCACAUGCCUAGUUACCACUGUUCUGAUAAUGUAAGCAUAGAAUGGAACAAAGGUAACCAAGCAUUUAAAUUAUAUAUGUGAGUGAAUUGAUAACUCGCAUGCCUAGUUACCACUGUUCUGAUAAUGUAAGCAUAGAAUGGAACAAAGGUAACCAAGCAUUUAAAUUAUAUAUGUGAGUGAAUUGAUAACUCACAUGCCUAGUUACCACUGUUCUGAUAAUGUAAACAUAGAAUGGAACAAAGGUAACCAAGCAUUUAAAUUAUAUAUGUGAGUGAAUUGAUAACUCACAUGCCUAGUUACCACUGUUCUGAUAAUGUAAGCAUAGAAUGGAACAAAGUAACCAAAUAUUUAAAUUAUAUAUGUGAGUGAAUUGAUAACUCACAUGCCUAGUUACCACUGUUCUGAUAAUGUAAACAUAGAAUGGAACAAAGGUAACCAAGCAUUUAAAUUAUAUAUGUGAGUGUAUUGAUAACUCACAUGCCUAGUUACCACUGUUCUGAUAAUGUAAGCAUAGAAUGGAACAAAGGAAACAAAAUAUUAUUUAUUGUGUGUUAUGACAAGUGAUCCAUUGCUUAUUUUUCAGCUCCCUCAGGACAAGCGGCACCAACUGGUGAACCACUCAACUCAACUCAUUUGAAACUAACCUGGAGCCUUCCUUCGCAACCCAAUGGUCCUGUCCCCCCGGAAUACCACGUGACUCGUUCGCAUGCUGCAUUCUACUCCCCACCUAUCAACGCCAUUGAAGGCGCGCACUUCCCGGGGCUUGGGUACUACCUGCUGAGCGACACCGUCAUCACAGAUGUCGUUCAGACACAAGUGGAGUUUUGGUUCCGAACUCGUUUUGAUCACGGCUUGAUAAUGUUCCUAGCGUCUGCUACACAAGAAGACUUCAUAGCUGUUGAAAUACGUGAAGGAGUGCCGUGGUUCAUAUUUGAUUGUCAGAGUGGUAUUGCUCAAAUAUCUGUCAAGAAUUCACCCAAAUUUAACGAUAAUAAUUGGCAUUAUGUUGAAAUUACUCGCAAUCGCAGACGUGGUGAAGUUACUGUCGACAGAAACUAUCAUGGUCUUGGAGAGAGUCCUCCGACAGCUUCCUAUAUUGACCGAAAUACUGGCGUUUAUAUUGGCGGAGUAAAACCUGGACUUCGCCUCAAUCAGCACAUUCUAAAUUCUGUUUACAGUUUGAACAAUAGCAUUCAUUUCAUUGGCUGCCUCAACAAACUGCGCCUGCAGAACAAGUUGGUCAGCCUGGAUACUGCACUUGAGAAAGUGAAUGUAGAUCCUGUGUCCAGCGGUUGUCCUGUGGCCCAUGCGCCAGGAUUUUAUCUGAAAGGCGGAGGUUACUUGAGUCUGAAGAAAGAGAUAUUUAAGGGUAAUACUAUAUACACUCUGUCGUUUGAAUUUAAAACAUUCUACACAUCCGGGAUACUUGUGUUUGUUUAUGGCGAAGGCACUGGGGAGGAGUCAUAUUUCACGGUCAGUUUAGACUCUGGAGACAUCCGAGUAUUAUAUCGCACACGUUCUUGCUAUGGUAACAUAACUCUGGUCCCGAGUAGACCAGUAUGUGAUGGUGCGUGGCAUAGUCUGUCAUUGACUAACUUUGGAAAAUCGUCAUUUUUCAUCGACAUAGAUCGCAAAAGGGAAACUAUCGACCCUGGUAUUACAGAUCUGUAUGUGACGUCAGAACUCUAUUUUGGGGGCCUGCCGUUUGGGUCACGUGCCGCCCAGAAAGCGGGCAGCAUUGGUCUGAACACGGGUACAACAUUUGGCGGGUGUUUCAGGAGGAUUAAGACCAGCCGUGAUAUUGAUUUUUUGACUGAAGUGAGCUCAGUGAUGAAUGUUGAUCUGAGUGGUUGUCCCAGGACUGUGAAUGGUACUCGUGUUGGUACUUGUUAUAAUGCUACUUCACAGUUGGUGUAUGCUGGUACAGAUGAAAGUAUGGUUGACGGAGAGCUUGCCUCGUUUACAGGUACUUGACUUGAAUGUUAUGGUAUUUAAUAUGUAAACAUAUGCUAUGCAGUCACGUAAAAAUCUCACAAUUUGUCAACAAGAUGUGUUUGCAACAGACUUGUAGCAAGCUUGUCAACAAGUUGUACCAAUGUUGUUAUUUUAUCAAGUUGCUACAAGGUUGUCACUCAAACUUGUUGACAAAUUGUCGAAUUGCAGAACGAUAACAAAUUGUUGGAACAACUUGUAACAAGUCUGUUGAGCUCAACAACCUUGUAGCAAGUUGUCAACAAGCUGGGAACAAGCAGUGCGAACACAUCCUGUUGACAAGUUGUUGGAACAGCAUUGCUACAAGUCUGCUGUGGGUUUGUUACAACUUGUGCGUUUUUGCGUGUGUGCUGUUUUAAUUUUCUAAACGCGUGUUCCACAAAGCACUAUCGUGCAUCAGAUGGUGGUGAACCUGCAGUUAUCAGAGUGAGAAAAACCUGUUAUUUUCAUUGUAUAUCGUAGUCUGGUGUUUGGAGGCGAAUUAAUAGAAUUGCUUCUACAAAUGCCAACAUUCUUCAUGUGUUGACCACCAUCUCUUGCCUCACAGCACGUACUAAUGGGAGAUGUCGAUGAUAUUCCAAGCAGGAACUUACCAUGUCUCUAUAAUUAUAUUUCUAGAUUAUUUGUAUCGCGUUGAAAGUAAACAGCCUGGUACCCAGGGAGGAGGAAAGAGUUCAUGGUUUGCUCUCCGCAGUGGCGAAGGAGGUAGGAAUAUUUCCAGCUCAAAUUUAGUUCAAAAUCAAUUUCCAUCUCAAAUUCAAUUUCCAUCUCAAAUCCAAUUUCCAGCUCAAAUUGAAUCUCCAGCUCAAAUUCGAUUUCUAGCUCAAAUUCAAUUUCCAGCUCAAAUUCAAUUUCCAGCUCAAAUUCAAUUUCCAGCUCAAAUUCAAUUUCUAGCUCAAAUUCGAUUUCCAGCUCAAAUUCAAUUUCCAGCUCAAAUUCAAUUUCCAUAUAUUAAAUAGAGUUGAGUUAGUUUAGUUUAGUUUAGUUUAGUUUAGUUGAGGUCUGUCUUGGAAGUUAUUUUCUAAAAAUAAUUAUUGACUAAAUUUUAUUCAUUAACAUUUCUUAGCUCCCGAAUUCUAUCGCGCUCCCCAUGACGUCAUUUCUCUACCUGGUGGAAAAUCCAUGCGUGUUGCCUGGCAACCGCCACAGGUCUACCGUGGCGUGCUCCGUGGUUAUAUCAUACGAGCUUAUUAUGGUGGUAACUCGUCUACUGAUCCAGUUGAGAUGAGAUUUAAUGAGAUCAGGGUUCUCAAUGCCACUCUGAGUGGACUGGAACCGUAUACUUGGUAUGACGUCAGAGUAGCAGCAUUUACCAACGGAGGAACAGGUGAAAGUCCUGGGACGAGAGUUCGUACUUUGGAAUCUGGUAAGUCUAGAGUUCGUCUUGUUUUAAAUUGGUCGGUUCUAGUUACAGCUCGCCAGAUGGUGGGCAACCUAAAAAAUAAUUCCAUUUGCAGGAAGAAAAUUAUACUAGAUAUUUACCAUCAAAUACAAGACUAUUACAUUGAAUGAAAUUAAUUAAAAUUAUUUUCUACCUUUGAUGACAAUCUGCUGCGGAUUACACACGUAAAAACGCACAAGUUGUAACAAACCUGCAGCAGUAGACUUUCCAAAGUCCGCGGUUCGUGGUUCCUGGAAGCGACGGACUUUUGUCACCCGCAAGCGCGCCAAAUUCACCGGUGCAUUUUUGCUCCGGUGACGUCAGUGAAUGCUCAUUGUUAUUAUGAACAAAACAAUAAUGAACUAGUGAAAUCAACGUAGUGAACGCCCACUAUGUCAUAAUUGAUUUUCGCGCCAAAUUUUUCAGUAAGAUUCAAAAUCAGGCAAGUGACACAAGUCGCUCGCUUCCGUCUUUCUCAAGCGCUCCCUUCUUGCUACGCGCGGUACCUAGCGAGCGACUUCGGCAAGUCUACUGCAGCAGACGUGUAGCAAUGCUGUUCCAACAACUUGUCAACAACGUCCUGCAAUUCAACAAUGUGUCAAAAAGUUGUGAGUGACAACCUUGUAGCAACUUGAUAAAAUAACAGCAUUGUUAUAACUUGUUGACAAGCUUGCUACAAGUCUGUUGCGAACACAUCUUGUUGACAAGUUGUGAGAUUUUUACGUGUGUUGCUGUAACACGAGAAUUGGAAAGCAGACAUUCACUAUAUUAUGUAUAUUUUCUGUAGCUCCUGAAGGUGUUCGCAUCCCUGAUGUUCAACGUUAUCCCUAUUCGCUCUUCAUAUCCUGGCAAGUCCCUCACAAACCCAACGGCAUUAUCACAGAAUAUAUUUUAAGUAUAAAUGAUAGCGACGUCUAUCGUGGUUUAAAUCAAACCUUCAAUCUGACUGGACUGGCUGUCUAUACUCGUCACAUCAUCCUACUAACUGCUUGUACUAAAAUAAACUGUACUCAAGGGACGCCCACGGUCUUUUACACAGCGGAAAUACCACCGCAGGGAGUAAGACCCCCGGAUGUAAGAAUCCUUGGAGCCCACCGUGCCGAGGUGACGUGGCAGGAGCCUGGGACUAGAAACGGAAGAAUGCGCGGUUACCAAAUCCUUGUGAAUGCCAUAGGUAGCCCUAGCUGGGAGAUGAGAACUAUAAACGCCACCGCAGAGCAACGUUUGCUUGUAAUCACAAACCUCACAGCAGGCACGAGGUAUGCAUUCCGUUUGAAAGCUAUCAAUGGUGGUGGAGCCACCUUAAGUACACCUACCACACGAAGAACAGUCGAGAGCAGUCCUGAGAAUAUCCCACCCCCCUGGAUACGCGGUCUAAGCCCGUACAGCAUUCUGGUAACGAUACUAGAACCAGGCCUCCCGAAUGGAAACAUCACACGGUAUGAACUGUAUAGGGUGAAUGGUCGAAAUGAGAUGAUUGUUCUGAAUGGAACUUUAAAGAAUUUCACAGAAAGCGGAUUGACUCCAUAUACCCAGUACUACUUCCGAUCAAGAAUAUGUACAGCUAAAGGGUGUGGCAGUAGCGUAGUCGGAAACGGCACAACCCUAGAGGCCACGCCCAAUGGAACAGUCAGUUUAAAUAUAUCUAUCCUGAACUCCACAAGUGUCCUUGCUGAGUGGAGUCCAGUCCACACACCAAACGGGAUUGUGUUUUAUAACUUGAUAGUUGAUGGUGAAUUCUUGGUCCAGGGAAGUUUUGAAGUGGAGAAUGAUACUCGCGCAGUGGCCAGGGUUGUUCACCCACUUCAAGAGAUGUUAUUUACUCAACUUUUGCCUUAUGCAUCAUUUCUGUUUCAAAUCAAUGCCUCGAAUACAGCUGGAUAUGUACUCAGUAACAUUGUCCAAGGCAGAACUGGACAGGGAGGUAGGUAUCAGAAGAAUGCCGUGGUUUGUGAAUAUAAUAAGAAGGUCAGGGAACUCGAUGCUGACAUAAUAGACCUCAUUAUCUAUGUUUUUAUCUUGGUUUAUGCGAGAAAUGGUCGUUUCAUCGUCACGUGUGUAUUAUAUUUUCGCUAGAGCAACCAAUAGCUAUGUUUUCAUUUAACCAUUGUGUAAUAUCACGACUGUGUGCAACACGCUGCUAUUUGUUGAUGGGGGAAAAUACAAUACACACGUGACGAUGAACCGACCAUUUCUUGCACAAACCAAGAUAAAAACAGACAAUGAGGUUUAUUAUGUCUGCAUCAAGUUCCCUAAACUUCUUAUUCUAUUAACUGUGAGUGAAACCUGUCUAACCAUUUUGUUUUUUUAAAUUUUCUCUUUCAGCUCCAAUUGGUCUAGCUGCACCAAAUGUAACAAUCCUGAACUCGACAGCAGCUGAGAUAAUAUGGCUGCCCCCAGCACAUCACAAUGGUAUCUUGCUGUUCUAUGAAAUCAUGAGAGUCCACAUUGAGUCAGGUCUUGGAAAGAUUGUUAAUACAAGCUUGCAGUUAUCUCUUAUUAUGACAGAUAUGGAGCCUUACAUGAAGUAUGGGUUUCAGAUCGGAGCCAGCACGAGUGGCGGGAAGGCGUGGAGUGACGUCACUGAAGUGAGGACAUUGCAAGAUGGUGAGUUGGAUUGUUUAUUUUUGGAUCAAUAAGAGAUGAUCCUUACUGGACCUCUAGGGAGAACAGUUUAGAACUGAUAUAGCAAUCCAGUAUAAAUAAAGUUGGUUUAGUUUAUGUUUCCUCCUGUAGUAACACUGGAUCAAUAAGAGAUGAUCCUUACUGGACCUCUAGGAAGAACAGUUUAGAACUGAUAGAGCUAUCCAGUAUAAAUAAAGUUAGUUUAGUUUAGGUUUCUUCCUGUAGUAACACUGGAUAAAUAAGAGAUGAUCCUUACUGGACCUCUAGGGAGAACAGUCCAGAACUGAUAGAGCCAUCCAGUAUAAAUAAAGUUAGUUUAGUUUAGGUUUCCUCCUGCAGUAACACUGGAUCAAUAAGAGAUGAUCCUUACUAGACCGUAUAAAGAACGUAUAUAGAGCAGCUAUCCAGUAUAAAUUAAGUUCUCUUCUUAUGUUGUAAAUUUUAUUUUCUAGUACCCAGUCCAGUUGAUCCUCCAACAUUCCCGCAGGUGGACUCGCGAACAUUACAGGUGCACUGGGACCGAGCUAGCAAACCUAAUGGUGUUAUUAUCCAUUACAUCCUCUACAGAAACGACACACAUCGUACGACAGUCUCUAGUAACAUCACAAGAUUGAGUGUCACUGGGCUGGAUCCUUUCACUAUCUAUGUAUUCAGUGUUGCAGCUUGUACUGUAGUUGGAUGUAGUAACAGUUCACUCUCUCGUCCUGUCAGGACCCUUGAAGAUGGUAAGAUUCAAUUGCAGAUUGACCGCUAUCUAGUGCGCGAUAUAUAGUGUUUAGCGAAACCCAGUUAUACCCUUUACAUAUAUUAUCUACAAUAAUAUCAAUCAUUAUCCUUUAGUUCCCCAAGGACAGUCGUCUCCAGUCCUCUCUCAUGCUCCCGGUCCUUCGAUCAUGAUCCGCUGGUCAGAGCCGACAGUCACAAACGGCAAGAUAUCUGAAUACGUGAUCCAACGGAGAUCUGAAAUUGACCAAUCAAACAUCAGCUCAGUGGCUAAAGUCCCAGCCAACCAGAGUGCAGAAUAUUUGGACAGCAGUGUGGUGCCGUGCUUGAGAUAUUAUUAUCGAGUGAUUGCUUUUACUAAAGCCGGGGGAACUCCGAGUCCUUGGAGUAAUAUCACCACACAGGAAGGAGGUAGGGUGAUAGGGUCGUAGUGAUAUGAUAUUGAACGCUCUGGGCCAGUGUAGACAGUGGCAAUAAUAAUAAAGCUUCAGAUUGAUAGGGAUACAACUACCUGAAAAAUACAAGGAAUACUUGUUGUAUCCCUAUCAAUCCAAGGCUUUUUUGUGAGUGGUAUAGUGAUUAGCUUGAGUAUUGUUCACUUUUGUUACCGGGGUGUUACCCUUACUGGACCUCUAGGAAGAACAGUUUAGAACUAAUAGAGCUAUCCAGUAUAAUUAAAGUUAACUUAGUUUAGGUUUCCUCCUAUAGUAACACUGGAUCAAUAAGAGAUGAUUCUUACUGGACCUCAAGGAAGAACAGUUUCGAAUUUAUAGAUCUAUCCAGUAUAAAUAAAGUUAGUUUAGGUUUCUUCCUGUAGUAACACUGGAUCAAUAAGAGAUGAUCCUUACUGGACCUCCAGGAAGAACAGUUUAGAACUGAUAGAGCUAUCCAGUAUAAAUAAUGUUAGUAUAGAUGAUUUCGCGUUGCAAAAGGUUGUAAUUAUUCUUUAUGUUUUAGCUCCUGAAUUUGUUCCGAGGCCCACGACGAGAAGCCUGAACUCUAGUGCUGUGCAAGUCACGUGGUCCAAAGCUCGUUCCCAGUGCGUUCUAACUCACUAUAUCGUUCGCGUCUUAGAGAACCGCAGAAACUACAGCGGAUUUCAAGCCAGUGAUCCGUUGAAUUUCAUUAUCACCGACCUUCUGCCUUACAAGGUUUAUAACAUCGUCAUUGCGGGCUGUACUGCCAGUGCAUGUCGGGAAAGCGAUCCUAAUGACGUCAGGACACACCCAGGGUUGCCUAGCAACCAGCCAGCCCCGUCAGCGCGGCCUCUUAGCUCUACAAGUCUUGAAGUGACAUGGGACCCACCCUCAGUACCUGGUGGUGCUAUUGAGAACUUUGUGUUAUACAGGAGAACGUUGGAUGAACCGUUGUCAGAUAACUUUACAAUGACGUCAUAUGUUGAGGUGUAUUCUGGGAUAACGCGCGCCUUUGAUGAUAGGGGACUGGGAAUAUUCUCUGAGCAACAGUAUAAGGUAAGCUAUGAUUACUUGUGGAUAUGGUUGGGAUAACUAGGGUUAAGGGGGAGGUGAAAAUUUUUUUUUUUCUUUCUGGGAACCUGGGUGUACGGCUCAAAAUUUUCUAUGGCCAUAUAUUUUUGAUGAAACUGUUCGACUGUAAUUUAGGUAAAGUGUUAGUAGAUUAAUUAUUCAGUCGUUUCAGUAAUUAGUAAUUUAGAUAUUCAAUCAGUGUAAUUUUCAGCAUUGCUAUCAAACAUAAAGAAAUCUCUGUGAAAAUUUCUGAAAAAAAUAUUUGGGAAAUAAGUUCCCAGGUUCCGAUACUUUUCCACGUCUGGCUAAGAAUUGAUUCUUUGAACAACAAGAUAAUGUGAGUAAUGUUGUAUCGUAUGCCCCCAAACGGUAAACAUCUGUUCAUUUCCCCCCACAGGUGACAAUGAUCAACGAACAUGGCAACACAACAAGUGAUGAUUCUCAGUCGUUCCGUACCGGGCACGCGCCUCCUCGUGCGGGUGUAUUAUUACGCGGGCUAGCUCUGAACCAUACGAGUAUCUUACUGAACUGGACUCUGCCUGAACUGAAGUUCUUACUGGGUGAAGUUCUUAACUAUGCAGUGAGAUAUAAAGAUAUUGUGGCUGAUGUUGAGUAUACCUUCAUGAACAACCUACCUGGCUCUGUAAGAAAGGUCGUUGUCACUCCAUUGAGCCCGAGUAAAGACUUCAGUUUUCAAGUUAUCUUGAACAAUGGCGCUGGUACGAGAGCCAGCAAUGAAGUGAAUGUACGCACGUUAGAUGGAGGUAAGAUGCCUGUGGCAAUUUCACAUCCUCGUUGUUUUUUACAUGCCUGUAUAUUUUGCAGUUAUAUAAUUUGCAGUUAGCCCUGUGAGCGAAGUGAGUAUCCGAAGCAGGUUUUGGAGAGCGCGUAGCUUGCGAGUUGCGACGGAGAACCGGGCCACCGGGGGAGGGGGGGGGGGACUUUUUGAGCAAUUGGGCCUGAGAACGACAAUUUUGCCAAUAGGAAACAUAACUUAGAGAUUGACAUCUUGAGAUUUGAGAAAUAAAAUUUGGCCACAGAACAGGAAAAUAGUCAAACCACACAAAGUUUGAAAAUAGGAAAGAGAAUACAAAAUAACAGUAACUCCGAAUAACAUUUUGAUUUUUAAUCGACGUUUCGACUAGUUUUCAGUCAUCCUCAGGAUUAAGAAUAGAAAGUUGUAGAAAAGAGACACCUAUUAAAUCUGAUGGGUAAAUAUUGCAAAAAGAUAUUGGGAAAAAUUGAAAUUUUUACUAUACUAGCGUGCACAAGACCUUCUGACUCAGGUUUGCAGCUAGCUGCAGUCUCUGCAGGUAACGCGGUUACCUCAGAUCCCAACAUCUCACAAAAUUUGUUAUUAACAUUAGGUAUAACCUGAAAUUAGCCAGCCACAUGACAACAUACCUUUUCUUUGUUAUAUUUCAGCUCCAGAAGGUUUUGACAGACCUCGUGUUAGGACCAUAAACAGCACCAGUAUUGAAGUCACGUGGUCACCACCAAGGAUCCCCAAUGGACGAAUCACUACCUAUCAUAUUUAUGCGUAAGUGAAACGUGAGAAUGUGCAGUUCCUGAAUUUGUUGAAGUCUACGCGAGACAAUGGUGCGAAGUUGACAAUGACUUAACUCUGACUUGAGUGGAAUAAUACUGUCAAGAUUUUUGGCCAUCUUUUUUGAUGGAAGUAACAGUUGAACCCAGAAGUAUUUUUGUAAAUGGAAAACAAAACCCAUCAAAUAAUAACUGUCAACUUCGAGUUCAAUUGUUUCUGUGUAUUCAAGCAAAUUGGAAUUGAUUGAUAGGAUUAGUAUGAAGGAUUGCAGGACCUAAAACUGUAUUAUUUUAUUUAGAAAUUCUGCAAGAGUUGGCAGCACUACUUCUCUAUAUUUCAAUGCCACAUCAUUGAUACCUUUUACUGCUUACGACAUUCAGGUAAAAUUCUGGAAUUACUUUUCCCUCUACAAUCAUAAAGCUUGGUUUACGCUAUCAAAGUUUCUGUGAUCACAGUAGGAAUUUUGCAUCUAGGUAAAUUCUGGGUUUUGUAGAAUUUGUAAGAAAUGCUUGAGGGAACUCACUCAAUGUUUAACACUAACUCAGUUCCCUUAAACAUUUCUUACAAAUCCUUCAAAACUUAGAAUUUACAUAUACAAAAUUCCUACUCUGAUCACAGAAACUUUGAUAGUGUAAAUCAGCCUAUAGUCAAUGUGAGUGUUUUACCAUCGUGAAGAGCUGCUUAUAUAAUCUCUUUCUGAUGUUUUGUAGGUGGAAGUAUGCACUGUAUACGAUUGUGUACGUAGUGAUCCAAGCAGUGCCAGGACUUUGCCAGCAGGUGCGUGAUCGUAUUUUAAUACAAUUUACAUUGAGCAUAAAUGGACGUAAUUUUAUCUUGUCUUGUUUUCCUUUUAGUUCCUGAAUUUCUGGACUCUCCGAUGUUGUCUCCUGGAAGACGAAACAUUCUUGUUACAUGGGGUGAGUAAUUGUGACAACCUUGGGUUGUGGCGUACUUGGUACAAACGUAAGAUUCAAGAAGUGCCUAUUACUGAAUAUAAUGUCUUUCAGAUUCUCCCAGACGACCAAAUGGUGAAAUAAGUGAAUAUGUCUUGUACAGAAGA
Paramuricea clavata is the source of this 18688-nucleotide messenger RNA. NCBI's taxonomy places the organism in Eukaryota, Metazoa, Cnidaria, Anthozoa, Malacalcyonacea, Plexauridae. The record is from the annotation of a GenBank genome assembly.